This is a messenger RNA of Eucalyptus grandis, 1833 nucleotides long. Its product is annotated as 3-hydroxyisobutyryl-CoA hydrolase-like protein 5. Gene Ontology annotation, molecular function: 3-hydroxyisobutyryl-CoA hydrolase activity. The transcript is spliced from 16 exons. The record is from RefSeq and is a predicted model, not a curated record. The coding region runs from base 321 to 1496 and encodes 391 amino acids. Lineage: Eukaryota; Viridiplantae; Streptophyta; Magnoliopsida; Myrtales; Myrtaceae. Gene Ontology annotation, biological process: L-valine catabolic process.
UCUUGCGGAAGGGUGUGAUGGUGGUAGUUGUAGGUAAGGGGUGGAUGCAUUGACCUACCAACUAACUCGUCAGUCACAGCCACCACAUACCUUCCUACCAUUAGCACUUCCAUUUCUUGAUUUGUCCACAGCAGCCAGGCUCGCCCGCCACUCUCUCACUCUCUCUCUUCUUCAUUCAGGCCAUCGCAGGUUCCGUGAAAUUUGUAAGCUCGUACUCUGCCUUGUCCUGCCCUUUUACUUCCGUUGUGCUGUGUUUGAUCUGAUGUCCUCAACGGGUGUUCUGGAUUUCCCUUUUCUUGUUUCACUUUGAUCACCAGCAAAUGGCGAAAGAAGGGGCGACCCAGGACGAGGAGGUUGUUCUCGGGGAAGAAAUUGAUCAUGUCAGGGUGAUCACCUUAAACCAGCCUCGCAAAUUGAAUGUUAUUUCGUCUAGAGUGGUUUAUCUGCUGGCUGAAUACUUAGAGAGAUGGGAGAAAGAUGAAAAUGCACAACUUGUGAUCAUCAAGGGAACUGGUCGAGCUUUCUCUGCUGGUGGAGAUUUGAAGAUGUUCUAUGAUGGCAAAAAAUCAAAGGAUUCCUGCCUGGAAGUUGUCUAUAGAAUGUACUGGCUUUGCUAUCACAUCCAUACCUACAAGAAAGUCCAGGUUGCUCUUGUCCAUGGAAUCUCAAUGGGUGGAGGGGCAUCUUUAAUGGUUCCAAUGAAGUUUUCAGUUGUCACAGAAAAGACGGUUUUUGCUACUCCAGAAGCGAGCAUUGGGUUUCACACUGAUUGCAGUUUCUCAUAUGUGCUUUCCCAUCUCCCUGGACGGCUGGGUGAAUACUUGGCUUUAACUGGUGCAAGGCUGAAUGGCAAAGAAUUGGUUACAGCUGGACUAGCAACUCAUUUUGUCCCUUCUGAGAAACUUCCUGAGGUGGAGAAGCGUCUGAUGAGUUUGAAAUCUGGGGAAGAGGAUGCUGUCAGGUCUGCAAUUGACGAAUUUGCAGUAGAAGUUCAGCUUGAUGAAGAGAGCAUCCUGAACAAGAAGGCAUUAAUUGACGAGUGCUUUUCAAAGGAUACUGUUGCGGAUAUCAUAAAAUCAUUGGAAUCUGAGGCAAGCAAAGAAGGAAAUGGGUGGAUAGGACCGGUGCUCAAGGGGCUAAAGAGAUCAUCCCCUACAGGACUGAGAAUGACCCUAAGAUCGAUCCGCGAAGGCCGCAACCAGAAGCUUUCUGAAUGUUUGAGAAAGGAAUUUAGAUUAACAAUUAACACUCUACGAAUGGUGAUAUCUGAAGAUGUAUAUGAGGGAAUCAGAGCUCUUACUAUAGACAAGGACAAUUCUCCCAAGUGGGAUCCGCCGACUCUUGAUAAAGUGGAAGACGACAAAAUCGAUCGCGUGUUCCAGCCAUUCCAAGAGGAUCUUGAGCUCCAGAUCCCAGAACAGGAAGAAUGCAGGUGGUCUGGGAAAUACGAGAGCACGCCGUAUCCAGCCAUGCAAGCAACGAAUGUGACGAGUUGAAAUUUCUCAAGAUUUAUGGCUUCUGAUCUCUCACGACAUGUUUCCCUCAAGAUGAUGGAGUGAACCGUGAUGUAGUGAAGUGGUCGUUGGAGAAAGCAAAUGAAAAGUGCCUAGUCUGAAUGCGCUAUGGCGAGCCUUACUAUCUGAUAGGAUCGGUGUACUCAGAACUUCAGAACUUCCGUUACUGUUUAAGUUGCAUUUCAAGAAUAUGAGUUGUGACAGAAUCCAAACUCAGAAAAUUCUAAUAAUCGCCCACAGGUUAUCUCAAUAUUGCGCAAUCUGGCAUGGCAGCUCUCAAAGAGGCCAAAGAGAAAUACUGCCCAUUGGCUUGUCCGUA